AUGCGAGUUACAUAUAUAAAUAAGCCACUAACAAAUAGUAAAACUGAUAAGUUUGCAGAAUUUCUUAAUGAAAUAAAUAGCACAACCGGAAAUCAGUAAAAUUGUAAUGUGAUACCAUUUCCUGUGCUAUCGCAAAAUUUAAAUUAAAAGAUACAAAACAAAAUCAUUUUAUUAACAAUAUUUCGGAGAAUCUGUAAAGUUAUGAGGUUAUCACUUUAGUCAGCAUUUAAGUAAACAUAUGUAAUAAGUAUAAUAAGUAUUUGUGAUUUGUAAGCAAUAAUUCAUUGCAAUAGUAACUUUGAACGAUUAUAAUUAAUAAAGUGAAAGUUAGUCUGAUUCAAAUAUCCAAACCUUCUGGUUUCAUUUCUUUAGGGCUAAUUCGGCACAAACUUUUUAAAAACGCUCGAACGCGACGUAAACACAAAAUUGGCGCAGUCGGUAGGAUCCUUAAAAAGUAUUAAGGAUUCAGUGAAACGAACCGCAUUCGAGAAAUAGAAAAUUUUUUUUCCUUCCGGAAAUCGUUAUAAAUAGUUUUUUAUAAAUCCCCAAACUAAUUCUGCGAUUCUGUAGCCAACUCAGGAGUUGACCAGACCCUCCAGAAUAUAAUUAACUAUAUACAAAUCCGGAAAGACACAAUAAUCGACACCACCGAGGUGCAGUGAACGUUAAUUGUUAAAGGAAAAGCUAAAUCAAAAAGUUCAGAAGUGAAAACGACCUUAGAAAUUAAAAGGCGUUAAUUUACCUGAACAAGUGAAAAAAAAAAACAACAAAAGUUUUUGUGAAAGUUUUUUGCAGUGAACACGACUCAAAACAAGAAGAGCGUGAAUUCACCAAAAAAUAAAGUUUAUAAAGUAACCGAAACCAUUGAAAAGAUAACUAAAUCGUCAAGGCACCGAGCCUACGAUAACAACAGAAACAUGGAGAACGAGCAGACUCAGAUGGCGGCAGUCAACUUGGUAGAGGAGCUUGCUCGCAGAGAGCAACAAUUAGAGCAAAUGCGGCAAGCUUACCUUGAGUUGAGAAACCGGACAGAAGAAAACAACAGUAGCAGACAUACGAGUACACUCAUAAAAACAGUAAAUGACCUGCCGAUAUUUACGGGGACAGGCGAGAUUUCCAUAAAUUCCUUCUUCAGCAGCAUUGAAUACCUGCUAUCAACAACAAAUGAUGCAGAGCUACAAAAGGAAGUGACGCGAACCAUAUAUUACAGGACCAUCCAGGGAGAGGCGAAAAGCACCAUCAUCAAUAUACCUCAACCAGACAACUGGCAGUUAAUAAAAGAAACGUUAAAAUUGAGAUAUCGACCCGAAGUGGAGCCACAUCAUCUAUAUAAAAAGAUUGGGAAUCUUAAGAUUUGGAUAAUGUGGACAGUGAUAGCUUUAAUGACACAACAUUGUAACGGGACAAUAAAUGUAACAGAAAUAAAGGAACAAAACGGAUUUAUAGAUUUACAGAUUAGAGAUCAAGCAAUACCAAAAGAUAGCGAUAUAGUACUACAUAUUAUUGACAUUCAACAAUUAGAAAAUAUUGUAAAUGCUAUGACAGAUAAUAACUCGAAAUAA
Bactrocera dorsalis (oriental fruit fly) is the source of this 1562-nucleotide messenger RNA. RefSeq lists its product as uncharacterized. NCBI's taxonomy places the organism in Eukaryota, Metazoa, Arthropoda, Insecta, Diptera, Tephritidae. The record is from RefSeq and is a predicted model, not a curated record. The transcript is spliced from 3 exons. The coding region runs from base 918 to 1562 and encodes 214 amino acids.